This is a messenger RNA of Pieris macdunnoughi, 1290 nucleotides long. The record is from the annotation of a GenBank genome assembly. NCBI's taxonomy places the organism in Eukaryota, Metazoa, Arthropoda, Insecta, Lepidoptera, Pieridae.
AUGUUCGAAAAGGUCGCAUCUCCGGAGCUGUCCUCGGUAAAUCGGGGCUUUACAGGGUAUGGGCACAUCGCACCAAAGACACAGAGCGGCAAGGUGGUGACAAUCUUCUAUGCGAUCCUUGGCAUUCCGCUGAUGCUGCUCUGCCUCUCGAACAUCGGAGACGUCAUGGCAUCGUUUUUUCGUUUUUUAUAUUGGCGCGUGUGUUGUUACGUGUGUACUCGGCCACCUAAGGAGCGACCGCGACACCGUAGACGGACCGCACGGGGCUCCUCGCGCCGCCGCCCCGUGGAGCGUUCGAACUCCGACAGUGGCCCCCGUAGCCGUGCACACGCGCCUCUUCGCCUGAAUCGUCCGCAGCCUCCUCGUCUCCACGAAGACGACGAAGAAUUCCCUAAGAUAUCUUUACCACUGCAAGAUUUGCAAGCGGCUUUAAACGAUUUAGAUAAGUAUCAAAAAAGAGCUUGCGAAGGAGAAGUGAGCAAUAAGUCGGGGCGGGGCGGGGGCGGCGACGGUAGCCGUUACCACUGGAGGGAGUUUGGCCGCGAUCUUGACUCACCUGAUAUUCCAGACCUGCCCGACUUGUCCGGGCCACCACACGUUGCGAGAUGCGAUCGCGGCAGAUCGGAGUAUUUCUCACGUGAUCGAGACGAAUAUCUAAACGACCGACUGAGGGAGAGAAGAGCUCGCAGUGCUUUCUAUGAAUACGAAAGACGUGCAGGCAGUCCGUCGCGGCGUGCGGCCACCUCAGUACAGAGAGCGGAGAGCCCGGGACGCCGACGGCUAAGGCGGUUACAGACGCUAGACGACUCUAGAGCGCCUAGAUAUUAUUCACCUUCCCCGGACAGAGACGAGUGGAGCGACGAAGGUCCAACCUUGCGACUACCUCGAUCAGGCUGGGGCUCUCGCCAAUCGGACUUGGUUUCCGCACGAGAAGAGACAAAACCGGUGCCGAUCUGGCUGUGCGUGCUGCUGGUAUCGUCGUACAUAGUUGCGGGCACGUUCCUCUUCAAGCGUUGGGAGGGAUGGGCCUAUUUGGACGCGGCUUACUUCUGCUUUAUUACCCUCACCACGAUAGGGUUCGGUGACUUUGUCCCGGCACAGGGCGCGGCGGCUUCAGCGUCGGCAGCGUCGGACGCCGUUCACUCCAUAGCCUUGUGUUCCUUGUACCUGCUGUUCGGCAUUGCGCUUUUGGCGAUGUCCUUCAACUUGGUGCAGGAACAGGUGCGCGCCAACGUGGCCGCUCUCGCCACGCGGCUUGGCAUUAUUAAGCCGCGCGACACCGACUACUGA